ACAGAACCCUCGGGUGAUGAACUCGAUCUGAAUAAGUCAAGUUUAGAAUGUGCGUCAGGACAAUAACCAACGGUAUAAAAAGCGACAAACUUUGUGAAAAUGAUAUCAGUUACUCGAAGCUAAUCAACAAACAAACAUGAAAUUGUUCGUCAUCGCCGCUGUCUUGGCCGUCGCCGCCGCCGCUCCUUCGAGUUACGCAACGUACGAGAAGACGUACGAGAAGGACUACAAAUAUCCCGAGAUUACCGUCACCAGCCAAUCGGACGAGCGCAACUUGGACGGCAGCAGCAAGUGGAGCUACGCCCAGUCGGACUACACGACCCGCGAUGAGACCCAGGAGCAGAAAAAAUUCGUCGUGACCACCGUCGAUGAUUACGGCAAAGAAUACACCGAGGAGGUUUACGGAAAUACCAACAAGGGAUCUUCCUACUGGGUCUCCCCUGAAGGCGAGAAAUUCACUUUGACCUGGGCCGCUGAUAACGCCGGAUUCCAGCCCAAGGGUGACCACUUGCCCGUCGCUCCCGUCCACGUCUACGAGCUCCCGGUGGCUCCCGUUCACGAGUACGUCCUGCCCGUCGCCCCCGUCCACGAAUACGAACUCCCCGUCGCUCCCGUCCACAUUCCAUUCAACGGAAAGGGAUACAAGAUCUACUAAAUAUUUAAUUUAAUUUGCUAAAUAAUUCUAAAUUAUUUGUAAUGUCUUGUGCUGUGUGGAAUGAUGAAUCAUGAACGAUUGAUGUAAAUAAAUACAACAGAAGAUCUUA
This is a messenger RNA of Daphnia pulex (common water flea), 764 nucleotides long. Its product is annotated as larval cuticle protein 65Ag1-like. Gene Ontology annotation, cellular component: chitin-based extracellular matrix. The transcript has 3 exons. Bases 137 to 655 code for a protein of 172 amino acids. Gene Ontology annotation, molecular function: structural constituent of chitin-based larval cuticle. NCBI's taxonomy places the organism in Eukaryota, Metazoa, Arthropoda, Branchiopoda, Diplostraca, Daphniidae. The record is from RefSeq and is a predicted model, not a curated record.